ACUGAACGGGUGGGUGUGAUUGUCAUAUAAUACCUGUGUGUGUGUGUGUGUAGGGAUAUAAUGACUGAUCCAAGCAAUUGGAGAUCACAUUAUUCACGACUACUGAAGUGCUGGUCACUGAUCAAGACAUCGGAUCUGAUCAAAGAAAAGGCUUACGAAGAGCUAAAAAGUUUUACCGCCGACCAGAAGGCUAUCAAUCGAUUGAAAUUAUUGCAAAACAAAAAUGAAUUGAAUCCCAUAUACGAGCAAACAAUUAAUUUAUGGCAUAAAUCUAUCAAUGAAAAUGCUAAAAUCGGAAAUUAUCAAGCUGCGGCUGAAUGUCUGGAAAGUUUGGCCGAUAUAUCGCUAAAGUAUGGCUCAAGAAAUGAAAAACGGGAAUCACUUUCAUCGUUGAUAAAGGCGUCCGAUUAUUACACGAAAGCAUCGCAACCGAAACAAGCGGUUCUGGCACUGAAACGGGCCCUCAAUAUCAUAGAGUUGUCGCCGAAAAAUGAUUUGACUGUUGUGGCCGACAAAUAUCGUGAUUGUGUCCAACUGUAUCGCGAACUUGAUCUAAAUAAUUUGGCUGAUAUUAGCCAACAAAUAUGCCAAUCGGUGGACAAACAACAUGACAACAAUUAUUCAAACUUUCCGAUGUCUGCUGACCUAAUGAGGUCGUGGAGUCCAUCGACCACGACUUAUACGGUUACCACCAAUAAUAGCGAUGACGAUAACGAUAUGGACAACAGCAACGGACAAACUCUUGGAGAACAAAUCGAAAACAAAGAAUGGGUUCAAAAACAGAUACGUCUUCUACAAGAAGAAUGCGACCAAUUGAACAAAUUAUCAUCAAAUUAUGACAACAAUACUAAUAGUUGUAAUGAUUUGAUUGACAACUAUUUAUUUUCGACGAUGACUACUAAUACUACUACUGCUAAUGGUAUUGAAGACUACGAUUAUUACAACAAAUCUACUAUGAAUAUCAAUGAAAAGACAAUUGACAAUCAAAAGAAUUUCACUGACAAUAAUAAUUAUAAUAAUAAUAAUGAAAAAAAGCAAAAGUUGCGAAAAAAUGUUAAACAAUUGCUAAAGAAAUUCAAAUCUUCGCCAACCGAUAAUCGUAUAGACGAUAAUAUAUUACCGCAAACUAGUGAAUCAUCUCCAGUAGGAGUGGAGAAGACAACAACAACAACAGCAACUGUGAAGAAGCGUAAGCGUCGUCUCAAACCUAAAGAACUAUCUGAAGAGUCGCCCGAAAAGCGUUUAAUAAAAUUAUCAAAAUUGCAAAUCACUCAUCACUUCCGUAUCGAUGACAAACAUCCGGCCGAACGUCUGGUAUGUCAACUCUGUGAGGAAUCAAUUCUGUGCUACCGGUGGUCAAUAGUUACCGAUCAUCUGAAAGGUCGCAAACACAACCAAUUGGUCGAUAAACAGUUGAUUGUGUCCACCAAUUCAUUAUCUGCCGGUGCUAUUGAUAAUGUCCAGCCAGUUAUGCAAUUAAACGAUACUUACGGUCAAACGGUAAAUGUAACACAACUGAGACACACCAGAUCAACAGUUAGUCAGCCGAUGACCACUACACAGAUCAUACCUGUGCCCAAUACAAUAAUGUCCGAAACUAUUCAAACGACUACUGGCCACGUCCUGUGCCAAUUGUCACCAAUACAAUCGCUGGAUUCGUAUCUAAGUUUACCACUAAGUACAGGAAAACUAGUUAAUGAUUAUGACUCACAAGCACUACUUGUCUACCCCUGUGAUGAUAUUGAUGCUGAUGAUGAAGUUAAUGGCCACCAGAAAACCUACAAAAGUUUAGACACACCGCCCCUGAUGGACAUGGCGUACGCACCCAGUUAUCAACGAUUGUAACUAACUUUUUUUUUACCGUAUCGUCGUUUGGGACUAUAAUUAUGGCACUAUUACCUAAUUGUUGAAUCAAUUAUUAUUACUAUUUUUGUUAAUUAUUAUAUAUAUACUUGA
Messenger RNA from Oppia nitens, 1956 nucleotides. RefSeq lists its product as uncharacterized. NCBI's taxonomy places the organism in Eukaryota, Metazoa, Arthropoda, Arachnida, Sarcoptiformes, Oppiidae. Bases 61 to 1845 code for a protein of 594 amino acids. Gene Ontology annotation, molecular function: protein binding. The transcript has 6 exons. The record is from RefSeq and is a predicted model, not a curated record.